AUGCCGACCAAUGGGGUUCACCACGAAGGACAACCCAACGGGGUCUAUAGCAGAGAAGACCAUCUCAAAGAAGAGCACAUCGACCGGUACCAAUACAUUCCUCGAAAACUAGCAAAGGAAAUCGAAAAAUUUGAAAGGAAUGAAGAAAAGAUCACAGCCUCUGAUCUCACCCAAAUCUGGAAAUGGAACGCUUCUGUGCCAAAAUCUAUCGACGUGCCCGUUCACCAUCUCCUCGUCGCCGUCGCGCAACGCCAGCCCAGUUCUCUUGCCAUCCACGCCUGGGACGGUGAAUUAACAUAUGGACAGUUAGAUGACCUCUCGUCCCGGUUGGCGACUCACUUGGUCACGUUGGGCGUGGGCCCAGAAGUCAUCGUGCCGUUAUGUUUUGAAAAAUCCCUCUGGAUGCCCGUCGCCAUGUUGGCGGUGAUGAAAGCAGGCGGAGCGUCUGUAGCGCUUGAUCUGGCCGUGCCCGAGGAGCGGCUGAGGAGCAUUGUGAGCCAAGUCCGGCCCAGAAUCCUCAUCUCUUCCCUACAGGGGAGAUUAUUGGCGGAAAGGCUGGCGGACGAGGAGGCUGUUGUGGUGAACGUCUCCAAAGAGGAACUGGACAAACUUCCUUCGCCUUCUACGACCAGAUCCUCCUCGCCCGUUGUCGUUACUUCCAACAACACGCUCUAUCUGGUCUUCACGUCCGGCAGCACAGGCACCCCCAAGGGGGCAUUCAUCACGCAUGGCAACUUUGCCAGCGCCCUUUACCACCAAGCACACUCGAUCAAUCUCAAUACCUCCUCCCGAGUAUUCGAUUUCGCGUCUUAUUCUUUCGACAUGGCGUGGUAUAACGUCCUGCAUACUUUGCACGCGGGCGCAUGUCUGUGCAUCCCUAACGACACUGAACGCAGAACGGAUUUGUCUUCGGUAGUGAAGAAGUUAAAACCGAAUUUUGCAAAUCUUACGCCUACGGUGGCGAACAUGCUCGACGAUGAGGCAUUGGAUAUGCUCACGGACUUGGAGGUCGCCGGUGAGGCUUGUACCGCGCAGCUCCUGGACAGGCGGCGGCGGCUGGGGCGCCGAUUCACAAUCGCGUAUGGUCCAGCCGAGUGCACGCCGAUCCAGACUGCGACGAGUAAUCCCCGGACGCCUGCGCAUAUUGGGACUGGAGUCGGAGCGCUGACGUGGGUGGUCCAGAUGGACAAUCCCGAUGAACUGGCGCCAGUUGGGAGUGUAGGGGAGUGUUGGAUAGAGGGACCGCUCGUGGGAAAGGGGUAUCUGGAUAAUGAGGAGCAGACGGCGACCAAGUUUGUCCGAGAUCCGCCGUGGCUGGUUGCAGGUGGUGGGCCAGGGCAACCUGGACGAAGAGGGACGCUGUACCAGACGGGCGAUCUGGUCAGCUAUAACCUGGAUGGGAGUCUAACGUUCCAAGGCCGCAAGGACGGGCAAGUGAAGAUUCGGGGCCAGAGGGUGGAGCUGGGAGACGUGGAAUUCCACGUCUGGAGUUUGCUCGACAUAUCUCACCAGCAAGAGGAUGUCAAGGUCGCUGCCGCAGCGGUGAAGCCGAGAGGCCACGACGCACCGAUAUUGGCGGCGUUUGUCGUUCCGGCCGGAGCAGCGAGUAUGAGUGACAUUGAGUUACGGACAGAGGUCAGGCGAAUUACAAAGGGCGUGGAUGAGAGACUGGCAGAGGUCGUGCCUGUGUACAUGAUUCCCACGAGCUACAUUCCCCUUUCGUCACUACCUAUGACAUCGAAUGGGAAGACAGACCGCCGGCGUCUGGCAGAGGUCGGCACGGCAUUGACCAUGAAAGAGAUUGUUGAACUAGGUUUAUCGCCAGAGAAUCGACAGGUACCAUUGACCAGAAAGGAGAAGCAAGUGCAAGAACUUUGGUCGACAGUGCUAGGCAUUGAAGCGUCCACAAUAUCGGCCGACGACAGUUUCCUCCGCUUGGGAGGUGACUCAAUCUCCGCCAUGAGGCUCGUCGCCAGCGCACGGCAGCAUGGCCUCUCAUUCACAGUCGCCAGUAUCCUCAACAAACCCCGAUUAAGGGAUUUUACGAAAGAACUGACAGUGUCGUUAUAUGAAGCUGACGACCACCAUCUUCCCCAGCCUUUCAGCAUGAUCCAGAGCACCGAUACACGGCAAAAGGCGGCAUCCAGAUGUCAAGUCCCAAUCGAGUCGAUUCGAGACGUCUUCCCCUGCACGCCGCUUCAAGAAGGUCUGCUAGCAAUGACUUCACGGCGAGAAGGGCAAUACGUCUCCAAGAUUGUGUUCGAGCUGGCCGCCGGGACGAGCAUUCCGCGGUUCAAGAAAGCGUGGACGGACAUGGUCGAAGCUACCCAGAUCUUGCAGACCAGGAUCGUCGACAUCCCGGAUGAGGAUGGUCUUGUGCAGGUGCUGGUCGACGUACCGCAAGAAUGGGGUUUUGAUGCCGACCUCGACGCCUACUUGCAGGCUGAAGGCAAACGCCCCAUGGGUCUGGGAACAGUGCUAUGCCGACCUGGCCUGGUGGAAGAGGAACAGACGGACAAAUUGUGGUUCGUCUUGACCAUUCACCACUCUCUUCACGACGGCAUGUCACUACCACUACUCCUCGAGAAUGUGCAGCAGCGAUACGAAGGCCGUGAGGUCGAUCCGUUGAUGCCUCUCCAAAGUUUCGUCAAGUAUCUCCACUCUCUGGAUGCAUCGGCAAUGAGCGAAUUCUGGGAAUCUCAACUGACAGGUUUGACCGCGAUUCCAUUCCCCGGACUGCCGUCCCCAGUCUACACCCCCGAAGCGGAUGCUGUGGUCGAAAGCAUGAUCAGCGGUCUGCAAUGGUCAAACAGUGAUUAUACCAGAUCGACGGUGCUCAAGGCGGCGUGGGCAUUGCUCCAGGCACGAUACACCGACACACCGGAAGCGAUCUUUGGAACGGUCAGCAGCGGUCGACAAGCACCAUUGGUCGGAGCAGAACGCAUCGCAGGACCGACUAUCGCUACUGUUCCCCUCCGGAUAGAGUGUGCCGGCGGGACCAGCGUGGGAGAGCUUCUUGAGGAGGUGCAGAAACAAGCCGUCGGCAUGAUUGCUUAUGAGCAAGCUGGCUUGCAGUGGAUACGCCAAGUCAGCGAGGCGGCCCAGCGAGCCUGUCGAUUUCAGGCUCUGCUCGUCGUUCAGCCUGAUGAGCAAGCGUUGUUGGGCGACUCGGAAGAAGGUCUCUGGGGUGCAGAGGCCAAUCGUCGUGCUCGGGUUGGUACUACUAAGUAUGCGGCUUUUAACACAUAUGCGGUGAUGAUUCUGUGCAAUUUUACCAAGGUCGGUCUGCAGGUCGAAAUCAGCUACGACUCCAAGGUUGUCGAACCGGCACAGGCGAAGAGGAUGUUGGGUCACUUUGAGCAUAUUCUCCGGCAGUUGAUUGAUCCGGCUCAAACGCACACUCCUUUGCGGCAAAUCACUGCCAUCAGCGAUGCAGACCUUGAGGAUAUCUGGAGGUGGAACCGGAGCAAUCCAGAGUCGGUCGACUCUUGUCUCCAUGAUCUAGCCAUGGAGAGUGUUCGGCGCUGGCCCCUGUCGACGGCGGUGUGUGCCUGGGAUGGCGAGUUCACAUACGCCCAACUCGGCCGGCUGUCAUUGAAUUUGGCCAACCAACUGACCCGUUUCGGAGUCGGACCAGAAGUCAUUGUGCCUGUCUGCUUUGAGAAAUCAAAGUGGGCACCGGUUGCCGUGUUAGGCGUCUUGAGAGCAGGAGGAGCCUUUGCUCUGAUGACUCCCAGCAUGGCCAAGGGUAGACGAGAAGCUGUCCUUGACCUAGUCAAUUCGAGUUUCGUUCUCGCAUCUUCCACGACAUCUGAAUUAUUUCCAGAUCACAGCGUGAUCGUGGUUGACGAGAGGUUGUGGCGGGAUACACCCAAUGACAUCAGCGACCGCAAGGCCGCUCCAUCAACAACAGCCGCAGUCUACUUUACUUCUGGCUCGACAGGCACACCAAAAGGCAUCUUGCUCCCGCACAGCUGCAUUGCGACGACCGUCCAUGCGGGAGCACGUGCUAUUGACGCUGGCCCAUCCACCCGCAUCUUCCAGUUCGGCUCGUACCUCUUCGACCACAGCGCUUGGGACACCUUCAUGGCCUUCAACUACGGUGGCUGUUUGUGUAUCCCGUCGGAAUACGAUCGGGACAACAACACUGGCGAAGCAAUUGUGCAGCUUCGAGCCAACUUUGCGCAUCUGACGCCUUCGGUGGCCGGCAUACUCCCAGUAGAAACCGUUUCCUCGACGCUAGAAGCACUGUUUUGGUCCGGUGAAGCGCUCAGUGAGGCAGAUGUACUGAGGUGGAAAGACACCAACGUAAAAUUGUGGAAUUGGUACGGACCAACCGAAUGUCCGGCCGGUACGAUAACGGAGGUGGUGCCUGGCAAGUGGAAGAACGGCAUGAUCGGCCACGGCAUGGCGAGUACUUGCUGGGUUGUCGAGCGCGAGUCGGCUAAUACUCUAGCCCUUGUCGGAGGGGUAGGGGAGUUGGUUCUUGAAGGACCGGUCGUGGCUAAGGGGUACUUGAAAGAUCCGGAAAAGACAAAAGCCUCAUUCAUUGAGGAUCCUCCUUGGUUACUUCAAAACGGUUCUGGCCGACGUGGACGGCUAUAUAAAACAGGAGAUCUCGUGCGCUAUAAUCCGGAUGGGUCGCUCAUGUACUUGGGACGCAAAGACACACAAGUCAAGAUCCGCGGCCAGCGAGUCGAGUUGCCGGAAAUCGAACAUCAUUUGCGACAGGCACUUCCGGAUGGUGCAAAUAUCGAGGUUCUAGCCGAGGCGAUUACGCCGCGUGGUAGCAACACGAUGAUAUUAGUGGCCUUCGUCCGCCUUGCCGGAGACGGAGAUGCAACCAAAAAGGCCACGACGAGACUGCUGAAGGCGAUGGAGGAUAAAUUGGCGGGUGUCCUACCGGCAUAUAUGAUCCCUUCGGCGUACAUUCCCCUUGAAAGAUUACCCCUGACGGGAACGGGAAAGACAGACCGUCGGAAAUUGCGUGAGAUCGGGUCGACGUUGUCGUUAGAGGAGCUGGCUGCUCUCAACCCUGAGCGUGAAGAGAGAAGGCCUCCCACGACAGAAUGGGAGCGAAGAAUCCAAGCUCUUUGGGCAUCGAUACUUCGGGUUCCGGCAGAUAGUGUCAGUGCCGAUGACAGCUUCCUCCAAAUCGGCGGUGAUUCCAUCGCCGCAAUGAGGCUGGUGGGUAUAGCGCGCGAGCAAGGCUUGACCAUGUCGGUUGCCGACUUAUUUCGAACUCCCAAAUUAUGUGAUCUGGCCGAGCAACUCAGUGCACGCGUGCAAGCUGUUGACAAUGAAGACGAUGAGGGCGGUGUGAUGCCAUUCAGUCUGCUCCGGAGAACCAGUGAGGCAGAUGCCCGCGACAAGGCCGCCAACCUCUGCCAUCUCGAGCCCUCGCUGAUCCUCGACAUCUUCGCUUGUACACCACUUCAAGCCGGUCUCCUUGCAUUGACAGCUCAGCAUGAAAAGGCUUACGUGGCAAGACACGUGUUUGAGUUGCGGUCAGAUGUUGACCUGGACCGCUUCCAGGCUGCGUGGGAAUGUGUCGUGACGGUUACAUCGAUUCUGCGCACGCGAAUCGUAGACCUCGAGCUCGAAGGAUUGGUGCAAGUGAUCGUCGACGAGAAGAUUGACUGGCGAACGGCCACGGAUCUCAGGGAAUAUCUCGCCACGGACGCAGACCAAAUCAUGGGACUAGGUGCGCCACUCGUACGCUUCGCCGUUGUGCGAGAACAACAACAGCAACCGUGGACUGAAUCUGAGCGGAAAUUCUUCGUCUGGACUUUACACCAUGCCAUAUUUGACGGAUGGUCAAUGCCGCUGUUGCUGUCGAUGGUGGAAAAAAAGUACCACAACACGACGCCAUUGCAACCACCACCGCCGUUUCAAGCUUUCGUACGCCAUAUUCUGCAGACUGAUGACGCCCGCACUGCGACACGAUGGCGAGAGCAGUUCGAUGGAAUGGAAGCCCAACCGUUCCCACGUCUACCGUCCGCAACAUAUAGACCCAAUGCCCAGAGCGAAGUCGCGCAUCACAUCUCCGGGAUCCAUUGGCCUACUACACGCAACCUGACCGCGUCUACGGCCGUGCGUGCAGCACUCGUUCUCCUUCUAGCAAACUACACUGGCUCAAAUGAUGUACUCUUUGGAGCCACCGUCACUGGCCGGCAGGCUCCCGUAUCAGGCCUGGAGCGUAUGGCCGGCCCUACGCUCGCUACCGUCCCUAUCAGGAUUAGGGUCGACUAUGACGCCAAAUGUCUCGAGCAACUUCUUGAGCGCAUCCAGAAACAAGCUAUCGAUCUGGUGGACAUGGAACAUGUCGGUCUACAGUCCAUUCGGCGGUUGAGCGCAUACGCCGAUCGGGCUUGUCAAUUCCAGACAUUGCUUAUGGUUCAGCCUGUUGCUGAUGAUGAUGAGCAGGCAAAGAGGACCGGUUGGUUAUUCAAAGAUCGAUACGAAGAUACGGAUGCUUUAGCUGCGUUCAAUUCCUACGCUUUGCUGCUCUAUUGCGAUUUGGAGAAAGAAGGCCUUCAUUUGCGACUCAGCUUUGACGACGCUAUUGUCCCGCAAGCACAAGCUGAGAGGCUGACUCGGCAGUUUGAGCAUUCAUUGCGGCAGGUGUGUGCGCCUGAGAAUGCGGCAAAGAAGCUUGCAGACAUCGACAUGAUGAGCGACCAGGACCUGGGAGAUAUCUGGGGGUGGAAUGCCUCAGUCCCGGCAUCCGCUGGACUGGCGGGAUCCAUCCACAGCUUGAUCGAUAAGGUAGUCCGGCGACAACCUGACGCGCCGGCUUUGUGUGGCUGGGAUGGCGAGUUGACCUAUGGAGAGCUAGAUGUCCUUUCGACAAAUCUAGCUCACCAUUUAGUCAAGGCUUUUGGCCUCGGCCCUGAGAUGAUUGUACCUCUUUGUUUUGAGAAAAGUAUCUGGGCGGCGGUGGCCGUGGUGGGUGUUAUGAAAACAGGGGCAGCAUCGGUCGCUUUGGACGUCAAUCAACCUGAGGAGCGUCUUCGGUCGAUUGUUGCUCAAGUCGAUCCGCCAGUCAAAAUCGCCUCUGUCGACACGGCGAAGUUGGCAGCUCAGAUUGGUGGUCGUCAUGGUUGUCAAGUCGUCGUCGUCAGCCAAACAUCUCUUGCCGCAAUGCACCAGGAACAACUGCCCAGGCUCCCUCAAAGAGUGUCUCCGUCCAACUCCCUCUACGUCGUCUUUACGAGCGGCAGCACGGGAACUCCCAAAGGCGUCGUGAUAACGCAUUCCAACUUCCUCAACGCCGUGUCACUACAGCAAGCAUGGCUGGGCAUCAACAACACAUCACGAGUUCUCGACUUCACCUCCUAUGCCUUUGACGUCUUCUGGCAGAACAUCCUCAUGACUCUGACCGCGGGAGCAUGUCUCUGUACACCUUCCGCCGCGCAACGCAUGGACGACCUGGCAUGUUUCAUCAAACGAUAUCAUGUCAACUACGCCCACGUCACACCCUCCCUAGCCCGCAUGAUUGACUUUGCUGGCGUCAAAACGCUCAAUCUCAGCGGCGAAGCAUUGAGCCGGUCCGAUAUCCAGAGCCUCGAGGGGAAACAAGUUCGAAUAUUGAACACGUAUGGUCCAGCCGAAUGUACUGUCACCUCGACGGCCGCAGAAAUUUCGCUUGCCGAACACGGCCAGCCGUCUAUCGGUAAAGGCCUAGGCGCCGUGCCCUGGGUCGUCAGCACCGUCCACCCUGAUCGUCUCGCUCCCGUGGGCUGUAUAGGAGAGCUGUACUUAGAAGGCCCGCUGGUCGGAAAGGGCUAUUUGAACAAUGAGGCCCUGACGGCGGACGCCUUUGUGGAGGACCCUCCGUGGCUGGUCCAGAGGCAACCCGGUCGACAUGGGACGGUGUACAGGACGGGUGACUUGGUUCAGUACGACAGCGAGGGAACUCUGCAUUUCAUCGGAAGAAAGGACGGCCAAGUCAAGAUUCGUGGUCAACGCGUCGAACUCUGUGAGGUGGAGUACCACAUUCACUCGCUCUUGAAGGAGAAUGAAGCUGAGGGAACCCAAGUUAUUGCUGAUGUGGUCACACCCGAGGGUAGCAAUCGGCAGGAUUUGUUGUUGGCAUUCAUUGUCCCUACCGGGACGUUCUCAACACAAGACAGGGCGAAGGAAGUGAGGCGCUUGACGGCCAACUUGAAUGAUCGCUUGGCCGAUUUGGUGCCGGCGUACAUGAUUCCAGCGGCGUAUGUGCCCCUGGCUGCAGUUCCAAUGACGACCACCGGCAAAACAGAUCGACGACGCUUGCGAGAGUUGGUCUCGUCCAUGGACCUAGGAGAUCUCUUCUGCAGCCACCAGCAGAAUAUCGCCCCCCCAAAAAACAAAGUUGAGCGUGUAUUGCGCGAGAUCUGGGGCCAGGUUCUCAACAUCCCGCUGGAAACCAUCUCUACAGACGUCCCUUUUACUCGCCUUGGAGGAGACUCAAUCACAGCCAUGCAAGUCGUCUCCCGCUCGCGAGGGCACAAGGUCCAUGUCACUGUGGCUGAUGUCCUUCGCGCGCAGACGAUCCAGCGAGUGGCGCAGUGUGCUCGUGUCGACGUGGAAGAACCCACCACCACAGAGACUGAAGCGGAAGGGGAUGCGCUCGAAGCCGACAAACGCGGAUGGAACCUCUCGCCUAUUCAACAGAUGUAUCUGGAUGCUCACCCGCACGGGCCGUAUCAAUUCAACCAGAGCUUCGUGCUCAAGAUGCGACAUCGCGUGUCGACAGAAGACUUGCGUGCGGCAGUGGCGGCGGUCGUUGGAAGGCAUUCCAUGCUUCGUGCGCGAUUUCGUCGGAUGGAUAAUGGGGAUUGGACCCAAUUUGUCGCCGACAGCGGCCUCACAGACUCUGCCUUUGCAGAGUAUGAAGUCAACAACUUUGUUGAAGCAGAACCGCUGAUGCAGCAGCGACAGCGAUCGCUCGACAUUGAACGCGGACCGUUGUUUUCAGCGGAUGUAUUCAACGUCCACGAAGGAAAGCAACAGUUCAUUUUGCUCAGUGCAUCUCACCUCAUCAUUGACUUGGUUUCGUGGCGAACGAUCUGGCAUGAUCUGCAACAAGCCUUGAGUGGUGUAUCCUUGUCGCCUCCGCCUACUUCGUACCGUGUAUGGUGUGAAUUCCAGCAAAGAGCGCGUAAGACUCUGCUACAGUCCCAAGUCCUCGCUUCCACACCCGAGCCGCCGCAGUUCGACUAUUGGGCAAUACCUGUAGGAGCAAACCAGUUCAAGAACUACGAAACUUAUAUUCAACGCCUCGAUAACGACACCACUUCACUCUUACUGGGCAAAGCUAACGACAGCCUUGGAACCUCCACGCUCGAUAUCUUGAUCGCGACUCUGGUACGUACUUUCCGCGCCAUCUUCCACGACCGUACGGCUCCCGUUAUCUUCCUUGAAGGGCACGGCCGCGAGCAGACCGAGGGCUGGGAAAGAGAUAUCUCUGAGACGGUCGGAUGGUUCACCACAAUCUACCCCGUUCAAUUACGCCAGGAUCGCGGAACGAAUCUCUACGAUGCUGUGCGAGAGGCCAAAGACACCCGCAGACAGAUACCAGGGGAUGGGCGUCCGUACCUCGCUUGUCGAUACUACGGCGAUACGGACCGCAGACCGUUUAGUCAAGCAGGAGAGAUCGAAGUGAUGUUCGAUUAUCAAGGCCAAUUCCAGCAGUUGGAACGAAAGGACUCUGCCUAUACGCACGCCGACCACAUCCAACUGGAAGAGCUAGCCCCGGAUCAUCAAAUGUUCAGUUUGAUUGAUGUCAGGACCAUUGUCACCCGUGGACGCAUGGAGGUGAUUUUCUGCGUCAAUAGGAAUUUGCGCCAUCAAACCAGGAUCCGGAAAUGGGCGCAGCAUUAUGUCGCCGAGCUGGCGCAAGUGGCUGGCAUAUUGGCUACUGCUCCGCGGAAAUUCUCUCUGGUGGACUUUCCUCUUCUUCGGCACAUGUCGUAUGAGGGACUAGAUCAUCUGCUCGAGAAGCAGUUACCUCGUGUUGGCCUUUCCAGCGCCGAAGUUCGGGAUGCGUACCCUUGCACCCCAUUGCAGGAGGGAAUCCUGUUGAGUAAUAAGACGGGUUCGGCCACAUAUGCCAAUCACUGGAUUUGGGCUUGCGAAGGUGGGAAGAAAGUCUCUAUUGACAAGCUGGAAAAGGCAUGGCGUGCUACUUUUGCGCAGCAUUCGGUCUUUUCCACCAUUUUUGUGGAUGAUGCUCAAACCGGCGGGUUCGUGCAAGUCGUCCGCCAGAAAGCAAGGCGAGAAAUCUAUCGUGUCAGUACCGGCUCUGAGUCACCUGGAAACAGUCUACGCCAUCUGAGUACUCCCUCCUUCGAGAUGGGCCAGCCAGAGACCGCUGUCGCCAUUGCUCGAGCAGACAAUGGAGAGGUGGCGUGCAGAUUGGACAUGAGCCACGCCUUGGUCGACGCGGCUUCCGUGCCGGUCAUCAUCAACUGCGUGGAGAGAGCGUAUCGCGGGCUGAGUUUGGCGCCGGCACCAAGUUUCCGCGACGCGGUGGAAUAUAUAGAGCGUACGCCACGAUCUGAGAAGCUGAAGUACUGGGUUCAAUUCCUGGAGGGGGCGCACGUAUGCCAUUUCCCUGGCGAAGAGCAGUUGGGUAAUACUGAUGAAGAGAACGGUUACGACACACUGCCUAUCGAUAUCGAAGACAGCAGACGGAUCGACGAUUUCUGUCGCGAAAACAGCGUCACACGCGCCACAUUCAUCCAAGUCAUCUGGGCGCUUGCCUUAACGAGAUUCGCCGGCAUGGACAACGACGAAGUGUGUUUUGGGUUCCUUGCUUCAGGCCGGGACAUGGCCGUCGAUAAGGUAGACGAUAUGGUCGGCCCCUUGAUCAAUAUGCUGGUCAGCCGUGUGGCUUUGCAGAGUCCAGAGGGGUCCAUAGGUGUGCUCAAACGCACAGGCGAGCAGUCGAUAGAGCAUUUGGCACAUCAGCAUGUUUCUCUCGCCGAGAUUCAGCGUACCGUCGGGGUGGGGAAGUUGUUCAAUUCUUGUGUCACGGUACGUGAUGCUUAUGGGCGGGACCACAAUUUCGGGCUGGACCGGGAUGAAGAUGGGCUAAGAAUGGUGGAUUUCCAUGCGGAAGACGCACAUGAGUUCGAUAUCGGACUUGGUGCUGGAUUGGAUGGGACAGAGACAUCCCUCACGCUGGGCUGGCGAGGGAGUAGGGUAAGACUAUCCACCGCAAGGGAGGUCGUCGAGACUGUGCAACAGGCCGUCGAAUACCUUCUCGCAGCGAAAUCCGCGCAGAAGGGUGAGAGGAGUCUGCAAGCAGACUUUUUCCAUCAUCUCGUCGGUGUCCAUCAAGAUGUCGCAGACGCCUUUUGGCGUGAACAGUUUGCCGGGCUAGAAUCAAUCCCUUUUCCUAAUUUGCCUUCGUCUUCUUACCGGCCCAAAGUCGAUGCUAGGGAGGAAUCAGUCAUAAAUUCCCUGACAUGGCCUGACGGCGAAUUCGCGGCCGAGACCGUGGUGCGUGCAGCUUGGGCAUUCUUGCAAGCCCGGCAUAUGGCUGCGAACGAAGUAUUGUUCGGGAGUACAGAGCUCCGCAGCGGCUCAGCGAAGAGCUUUUUUGCCCCAGUAGUCCCGGUCAGGAUCGUGAUGCGGCAUGACAUGACGGUCGCAUUACUCCUCAGCCGCGUUCAGCAGCAGAGAAAGAUGUUGAGCGAGUACGAACGUACUGGGUUACAGCAUAUUCGACGCAUUGGGGAGGAGACGAAACGGGCUUGUGAAUUUCAAGCUGUUUUGGUCGUGCGGUCCGCUGCGGCGAAAAGGAUGAACAGAACCCCUGGGGAGACUCAGUUGGAUACAAACAUCAACUAUUCCUUCACGACAAACGGAAUCAGGCCGACAGAAGAGUCGACCACCAUCUACACUGGAAUCGAUGACUACGCCCUAGUCGUCGAAACGACGAUCGCUGCCACGUCCAUGCGGGUACAAGUCCGCUACGAUUCCAGCGUUCUGUCACCUGAGCUUGCGCGGAGGAUCUUGGGACAGUAUGAACACGUCUUGCGGCAGAUGAUCGCACCGGAACAAACGCAGACGAAGCUCGGAGAUGUCGAAGUGGCGAGUAGAAAGGAUCUGGACGAUAUAUGGAGGUGGAAUGCACACGUCGCUCCAGCCUCUUGGGCGACUGUGCAUGACAUGUUCUCCGCCGUCGCACGACGACAACCUGAAUCUCAGGCCGUAUGUGCUUGGAAUGGAGAUUUGACGUUCCGGCAGCUGGACGAACUAUCGGGCCGGCUCGCCCAUCACCUCCUGCAACUUGGCGUGGGCAUCGGGCCGGAUGCCAUUGUCCCGCUCUGCUUUGAAAAGUCCAUGUGGAUGCCGGUGGCCAUGCUUGGGACCAUGAAGACCGGAGCCGUGUCGGUGGCCAUGGAUGUUACACAACCAGAAGAACGAUUGCGUUCUAUCGCCUGCCAGGUGGAUGCCCCGAUGAUAGUUUGUUCCACGAACAGCUUUAACCUGGCAACUCGUCUGAAACCCAAAGAAAGCACGACCAUCGUCGCCAUUGACGAAUCAGGCCUCCUUGCUCUCCCACUACCACAGGAUCGGAGCUUGCCGACCGUGAGUCCGGCCAGCACACUCUUCAUCGUCUUCACAUCGGGCAGUACUGGCGAACCGAAAGGAAUCAUCAUUUCCCAUUCCAACCUUGCCAGCGCUUUUGACUACCAGAGACACCCACUCGAGUACAGAUCCUCAUCCCGGGUGCUUGAUUUUGCCUCUUACGCUUUCGACGUGUCGUGGUUUACAUCAUUUGGCACCAUGACUGCCGGUGGCUGCGUUUGUAUUCCCUCCGAGUACGAACGUCAAAACGAUCUCUCGGGUGCCAUGCUCCGUAUGCGUGUGACAAAUGCAACUUUUACGCCUACCAUUGCCGAAACACUCGACCGUUCAGUCAUCAAAACGCUGAGAGUGCUUGAGCUGGGUGGAGAGGCGGUCAGUGAGGCAUUGAUUGAGGACAUGUCUACCUUGACGAGGGUUCGCGUGGCCUAUGGACCGGCCGAGUGUACCGUCGGCACGGUAUUUGCGUGGAAGGAUCGUGGAGAGAAAAGCGAUAAGGGGAUUGGACGAGCCUUAGGGGCGUGUGUAUGGGUCGUUGAUCCUACUCUGCCCAAUCGUCUCGUGGGCGUGGGAUGUAUUGGCGAGUUAUGGAUCGAAGGUGCGCAGGUGGGCGACUAUUUUAAUGAUCCGGUAAAGUCUGCCGCGGCAUUCAUUCAGGAUCCCCCCUGGCUUGUUUGUGGUGGGAGACAUGGGAGGUUAUACCGUACUGGAGAUCUUGUCCGACUCAAUGAAGAUGGGACGUUGACGUUCAUCGGACGAAAAGAUGCACAGGUAAAGAUCCGAGGUCAACGAGUCGAACUAAACGAGGUCGAGCGGCAUAUCAUGCGGCAACUGCGUCAAAACAGCCUCAACGAGAGCGAAAGAGAAGGUGUCCAGGCUGUCGUAGACCUUGUUACGCCCAGGGAGAUGAACCGCACGAUCCUGGUGGCGUUCAUCGUCCCUAAAGGAGCGCAAACCAUGCCCAGGGAGGCUCUCGUCGACACGGUCACCCGCUUAAUAACCGGUAUACACACCCGCAUGUCCAAAGUGGCUCCAAUUUAUAUGUUGCCCACUGGAUAUAUCCCUCUCGGCAAGUUACCAACUACAGCCACUGGCAAAGUAGACCGCAGACGGUUGCGGGAGAUGGGAAAGGACCUUUCACCAUCACAGCUACUAAUCGAUCCAGCCAACAAGUCGAAUUCCGCUCCUCCGCAUCAAUCGCCGUCGACUUUGGCCGAAAGACAGCUCCAGCAACUUUGGGCGUCGAUCCUUAAUAUAGACGUCGAGAAUAUCUUCACUGACAGCAGUUUCCUCGGGCUCGGGGGCGAUUCUAUUCUCUCCAUGCACCUCGUGGCCGCCGCGCAACGAAAAGGUCUCUUCCUCACUGUGGCCGACAUCUUCAAGCAUCCGACACUUUUCGAAUUGGCGCAGUUGGUCAAAACAGGUGGGUAUGUGUACGAAUCUGAGGCAGUGGAGCCUUUCUCGCUUCUAGACUCCUCCAUCGACAAGCAGACGAUUCAACAGCGCGCAGCGGCGCUGUGCAGGAUUGAUCCUGCCCAGGUUGAAGAUGUUUAUCCUUGCACACCCCUUCAGGAAGGACUGUUGGCUUUGACAGCUCGUCGGAAAGGUGGCUACAUUGCAAGACACAAGAUCCAGCUUCGGCCUGGCAUUGAUCUUGGCCGAUUUAAACUCGCUUGGGAAGCGGUCGUGGCCGCCACGCCAGUUCUCCGGACGAGGAUCGUCGACUUGGAGCAUCAAGGAUUGGCACAAGUUGUCGUUGACCAGCCGACAAGGUGGCUUUUCAACGACGAUUCUAGUACCAUGGCCAUGGGACUCGGAACAUCAUUGAGCCACGUCGGAAUUGUCUCAGAGAAUGGCAAACAAUACUUCAUCUGGUCCGUCCAUCACGCUCUCUACGAUGGCUUUUCGGUCCCACUGGUACUGGACGCAGUCAAGGGGGCCUACACAGGCACGCGACGCCAACAUCUCUCACCCUUCCAACCUUUCAUCAAACACUCUUUGGCCUCGCGAAACGAAGAAGCAGCAACCUUUUGGAAACUCCAAUUCACCGACCUCGCUGCACCGCGGUUCCCUGCUCUUCCGUCAGCAGGCUACCACCCGCGCGCAGAUACAAUUGUUAGGCACACCGUGAAACAACUAGGCAAACCACCAUUUGGCAUGACCAUGUCGACCGUCAUCCGCGCCACCUGGGCGAUCCUCAUCUCGCGGUUCACGGGCUCAUCCGAAGCCGUCUUCGGUGCCGUCGUCAACGGCCGACAGGCAGCUGUACCUGGCAUCGAGCGCAUGGCUGGUCCAACAGUCGCCACUGUGCCAGUGAGGGUUCUUGUCGACUAUGACAGCUCGCUGGAACGAAUGCUCGAGCAAGUCCAACGACAAGCGGUGGACAUGGCUCGUUUCGAGCAGACUGGGCUCCAAUAUAUCCAGAAAUUGAGCCCCGAAGCGGACGAAGCCUGCCAUUUCCAAUCACUCCUCGUCAUCCAGCCAGCUGAGCGACAAGCCCCAGAGGCCGAGAAUGAUGUUUUUGCUGCCUCCACCUCCGGGCAGAUAAUCGAUGAUCAUCCGGGAGUAGUACCCGUAAAUGAUGCUUUUACCACGUACGCGCUGACGCUCGUGUGCGAGCCUAAUGAGCAAGACUUGCAGAUUAUGCUCAGUGUCGAUUCGUCGGUGGUGGAGGCCAACCAGGCAUGGAGGCUCGCGCAGCAACUGGAGCAUAUCCUCCGGCAGACUUGCAAUUCCACGCAUGGGGGCACGAAGCUCAGACAUCUGAGUUGGUUGAGUUCGACGGAUUCACGGGACAUUUGGCAGUGGAACGCCGACGUCCCUCCCACAACGCAGCGGUGUGUACAUGAGAUAUUUGAAGAAGUGGUCCGGACGCGGCCUCAUGCUCGAGCAGUUGAAGCCUGGGAUGGUAGUCUCACGUUCGAUGAGCUCGACCGGUUAUCUACUCGCCUGGCGAAUCGUCUAAUCGACCUCGGUGUCGGGCCCGAGGGGAUUGUGCCUCUUUUGUUCGAGAAGUCCAUGUGGAUGCCCGUCGCCAUGCUGGGCGUGAUGAAAGCCGGUGGUGCUUCAGUCGGAAUGGACGUCAAUCAGCCAGAACAGCGAUUGCGCAGUAUCGUGAUGCAAAUCAAUCCGUCUGUUAUACUGUCUUCUAGGCACUAUGCUCCCCUUGCAGUAAGUCUGGACCAAAGUUGCCACGCCAGAAUCGUCGUCGAUGAGGAGAGUCUCGGAAGAUUAUCCCCCAACAGUCUUCGAAGCUCCUCGAACGUUCAGCCGCACAAUCCGCUCUACGUAGUAUUCACGUCCGGCAGCACAGGCGAGCCUAAAGGCGUCGUGAUUACGCAUUCCAACUUCGCCAGCGCAUGCGAAUUACAAUCAAAAGAAUUGGAGCUCGAUCCGAGUUCUCGGGUGCUUGAUUUUGCGUCGUACGCCUUUGACGCAUACUGGGCCACCAACUUCAUGGUCAUGUGCGCCGGCGGAUGCGUCUGUGUGCCCUCGGAAGACCAACGCCGCAAUGUCCACCAAUUGUCGCAGUUCAUACGGGAGAAGCGCAUCACGUCCGCGACAUUUACACCUACGAUGGCCGAGACACUAGAUUCUUCUGUCGUGCGGACGUUGAGAUUCAUCGAGAUUGGUGGCGAGGCGGUGAAUGAAGGAUUAAUUGAGCGUAUGUCUGCUCUCACUCGUGUACGGGUCGCGUACGGCCCGUCAGAAUGUACAAUCGGAGUCAUUUUCGCCAAAAAGGAUCGCGGUGAGAAAGGAUUAGGAUACGGUAUUGGGGCAAGGACGUGGGUUGUUGAUUUACUUUCUGACCAACUGGCGGGUGUGGGCCAUCUCGGAGAGCUCUGGAUUGAAGGCCCCCUUGUUGGACAGGGGUAUUUGAACAAUCCGAAGAUGACGGCAAAUGUUUUUAUUCGAGGUCCCGAAUGGAUUCGAGGCGCGGGCCCUGGACAACAAGAGAGGAAUUGUGGUCGACAUGGCCCAGUCCGGCUGUAUAAGACCGGCGACCUGGUGCGGUAUAACGAAGACGGCAGUCUAGCGUUUGUCGGGCGCAAGGAUGCCCAGGUCAAGGUCAGGGGCCAGAGGGUUGAGCUUAGCGAAGUCGAACAUCAUUUCCUUCAGCAGCUUGCUAAGGGCGAGGAUCAAGGUCCGGAAAUCGAGAAGGAUGGUGUGCACGUCGUCGCUGAGCUGGUGACUCCAAAGGAUGUCAGGAACGCCAUCCUAGUCGUCUUUGUCGUCCCAAAGGCAGCUGAAGCUGAAACGGUAACCAUGGAAAACGUCACUCUCCGGUCUACGGUCCAGAGCCUGAUACGAGGCGUAGACAAGCGCCUUGCGGCCGUCGUACCUUCAUAUAUGAUCCCCACCGCCUACGUACCUCUCUCCAAGAUGCCGACAACUGCAACAGGGAAAGCGGACCGCCGACAGCUACGCGAACUCGCCAGACAACUCUCGAUGGACCAGCUGAUCGAUGCGUCCAAAUCUGACGAUGGGCCCCGGAGAAAGCCAUCUACGUGGGAAGAGAAGCAGUUACAACGGCUCUGGGCGUCGACACUCAACAUUGCACCCGAAACGAUAACUCUAGACGACACGUUCUUCUGGCGAGGCGGCGAUUCAAUUCAGGCCAUGCGGCUUGUGGCCGCCGUCCAGCGUCAAGAGCUCUCGCUGACUGUCGCGGAUGUCUUCCAGCAUCAGACACUAGAGGAGUUGGCCAAACACUUGAAGAAGGACGAGUCGACCAGUGCACUAAUUGCGCCACCAUUCUCUCUGCUUGGUUCUCAACUUGACACAAUUACCAUCCGCCGACAGACGUCAUCGCUUUGCGGUAUCCAAGAAUCUGCCGUCGAGGACAUCUACCCUUGUACAGCACUCCAAGAGGGUCUAUUAGCCAUGACGGCAAAACGACCAGGAGAUUAUUGCGCUCAUAAUGUUCUCCCUCUCGGACCAACCAUCGACAGCGACAAGUUCAAACGGGCGUGGGAGAUGGUCGUCGCCCACACGCCGAUAUUACGGACACGCAUCAUCGAUCUUCCGGGCAAGGGGCUCGUUCAAGUCGUUAUCAAGGAACAAGUUGAAUGGCUCCAACCAGAAAAGAUCGAGAGCAUGGCAACCAAGGUCCUGGGAGGCUCACUCAGCCACGUCGGUCUUCGGAUCGAUCAAGGACAAGGACUAACAUUCGUCUGGUCGGUACAUCACGCCUUGUACGAUGCUUGGACAAUCUCUCUCGUGCUCGAAUCAGUCAACAAGGCUUAUUGGACGGAUUCCCCUUCGCAACUCGUGCCAUUUGCUCCUUUUAUUCAGCACACUCUCGCUUCGAGCGGUGAGGUCGCCCAACGCUAUUGGCAAGGGCAAUUUGCAGAUUUAAUUGCGCCUCAGUUUCCCAUGCUGCCUUCCAUCGGGUAUCAACCGCGCGCGGACACGGCUUUCGAAUGGACGAUCAGAAAUAUUGGGCGGGCGCCUGCAGGAGUCACCAUGUCGUCAGCAAUACGAGCGUCGUGGGCACUGCUUAUCAUGCAGUAUACCAACUCACCCGAAGCGGUGUUUGGCACCGUUUUCUCUGGGCGACAAGCUGCCAUACAAGGGAUUGAUCGUAUCGCCGGACCGACCAUUGCUACGGUGCCUAUACGAGUGCAAAUCAGGGACAAUCAGGACAUGAGUAUCAAGGAUCUUCUCCAGUGGGUACAGAACCAGGGGAUUGAAAUGACCGCUUAUGAACAAACUGGUCUUCAAAACAUUAGACGGGCGAGCGCCGAGGCAGAUGAGGCUUGUCGUUUCCAAUCCCUGCUUGUCAUCCAGCCACCUUCACAAAAGACUCGCUCGAAACGGAGCAGUCAAGACAUUUUCUCGCCUUCGCGGUCCGAGGAGGGAGAAGAAGAAGACGAAGGCGCGCCUGACGUUCUCGACGCAUUCAGCACAUACGCCUUGACCAUCCUCUGUGAACAACAUGCAAAUGACUUGAAAUUGGUUUUUGGGGUCGAUUCAAACAUCAUCACUACCGAACAGACGAAACGAAUGGCAGCUCAGUUGGAACACGUCAUCCGACAAAUCUGCGAGCCAAAGCAAACACAUCUCAAGCUGGACCAGGUCGAUUGGAUUAGCCGGAACGAUUUGGAUGAUAUCUGGCGAUGGAACGCUACAUGUCCCGAACCCACUGAUGCAUGCGUGCCUGAUUUGUUGGCCGAGACGAUCCGUCGUCAACCUGACGCGCCGGCUUUGUGUACAAGCAACGAGGAGUUGACAUACCGUGACUUGGAUGACCUGUCAACUUGUUUAGCCCACUGCCUAGCUGCGCAUGGAGUUCACAAGGGAAUCAUUGUCCCGCUGUGCUUCGAAAAGUCCAUCUGGAUGCCGGUAGCUAUGCUCGCCGUCAUGAAGGCAGGUGGCACUGUGGUUGGACUAGAUGUGACGCAGCCCGAGGAACGGCUACGGGCUAUUGUCAACCGCGUGGCUCCUGUUGUACUGGUCUCCUCCGUGCUCAACGCCGAGCUUGCGCAUCGCAUCAAACCCAGGGAGGGUGUGAAAGAAAAGAAGAAGAAGACGGUAGUCAUCUUCGUCGACGCGAACUGUCUACGUGCGAUGCCCGCCAACGGUAAAGAGACCCUACCUCGUCCUUCUCCUUCGGAUGCGUUAUACCUAGUCUUCACGUCUGGCAGUACAGGUGAACCCAAGGGUGUCAUCAUCACACACUCGAAUUUUGCCAGCGCAUGCCAACUGCAGGCCAAGACACUCGAACUCGACCAUACCUCUAGAGUGAUUGACUUUGCAUCCUACGCAUUUGAUGCCUGUUGGGCGACGAACUUUAUGGUCUUGUACGCCGGUGGCUGCGUGUGUAUCCCCUCGGAACAUCAACGGAGGAAUCACCUUUCUAGGUUCAUCCGCGAGAUGCGGGUGACGUCGGCAACAUUUACUCCGACCGUCUCGGAGACGCUCGACAGCGACGUCGUCCGUACUCUUCGGUUCAUCGAAAUCGGUGGCGAGGCUGUCAGCGAAGGCUUAAUUCAACGUAUGCUCACGCUGACUAGAGUUCGCGCUGCAUACGGGCCUUCGGAAUGUACAAUCGGUGUCCUGUUCGCGAAGAAGGAACGUGGAGAACAAGGACUUGGAUACGGUCUGGGGGCUUGUAUGUGGGUUGCCGACGUGAAUUCGCCUGAUCGACUUGUCAGCAUUGGAUGCAUCGGAGAAUUGCUCAUUGAGGGCCCACUCGUCGGACAGGGUUAUUUAAACGACGAGUCGAAGACGAACGCUGCGUUUAUCAAAGAUCCGCCUUGGUUACUCCACGGUGGGCCGAAUCAUCCUGGCCGACAUGGUCGUGUAUACCGGUCUGGCGAUCUUGUACGGUACAAUGAAGACGGCAGCUUGACCUUUAUUGGACGCAAGGACGCACAGGUUAAGAUUCGCGGCCAGCGAGUCGAGCUUGGGGAAGUUGAGCAUCAUAUCCUGAACUCAAUUCAGACCGAAGACCCAAGUGAGAGGGAGCGAAUACAAGUGGUGGCUGAGCUCAUUACGCCUCGCAACGUUAACCUGCCAAUGCUGGUGGCGUUUGUCGUUCCUAGGGGUGCAGAGAAUAUGUCUCAUGAGGCUCUGGUCAGGAAUGUCGCUCGCUUGAUGACUGGUGUACAUGCCCGGUUCGGGACAGUGGCGCCGGUGUAUAUGAUUCCCUCGGGGUAUAUUGCACUGGCGACGAUGCCGACAACGACGACGGGUAAGGCAGACCGACGGCGUCUGAGGGAGAUGGGUAAAGGACUUUCGACCGAGCAAUUCCUCGAUCCUGCAGGACCAAACGCAGGGCCUCAUCGUCUCCCUUCCACGAUAACAGAGCAAAAAUUACAAAAACUCUGGGCUUCGCUCCUCAGCAUCAGUCCCGAGAGCAUCUCUGCAGACGACAGCUUCUUCCGGUUAGGUGGUGACUCGAUUCAAGCCAUGCGACUCGUCGCUGCAGCACAGAAUGAGGGCAUUUCGCUUUCUGUAGGUGAUGUACUUCGCCGACCGAUCCUCUCUCAGCUCGCAGAGCCGGCUGUGUCGUCGCCAGCCACGGCGAGCAUUGGCGGCAACGUUUCUGCUUCUCGUCCUGGUCGGUUCACUCUCUUAGCCGUCGAUAAUUCUGAAGCGUUUGUCUCAGAGAAAUUUCGUCCUGCAUUGCCUCCGGAUGCCGGAGAAAUAGAUGAUGUCCUUCCCAUCUCGCACACGCAGAAGGAAUUCCUAGAUGGGUCGGUGAAGAAUACACCCAUCGGAAUCCACUGGUUCUUUGUGGAUCUGCCAUCAACAACAAACACGGCCCGGCUGGUGGAAAGUUGCGCCCGUCUGAUCCAGCACUUUGAGAUUCUUCGCACAGUCUUUGUUAGCAUCGAGCAACACUUUUACCAGAUCAUCUUGAAGAAUCUUUCUGCCCCUGUCGAGGUGCGCGAUGUGACCGAUGGACUGCAGAGUGCGGCGGAAGCCGUGGCGUCCGAGGAUCAACAUGAUCAGCCGCCGGUCUCUGGUCGAAAUUUUCUUCGCUUUGUCUUUCUCCGCGAUGCAGCGGGUGGUAAACGACUACUCGUUCGACUUUCCCAUGCGCAAUACGAUGGCGUCAGCCUCCCCCGUCUCUUUUCGACUUUACGCGACUUGUACAAGGGCAACAGAGUCUCUCCAGAGCCGCCGGCCAUCUCAAGUUUGAUCAAGCUGGAACAGGCACCAGUCGACUACCAAUACUGGAACGAUCUCCUCGACGGCUCGUCCAUGUCUUUGAUCAGCAAUCAGGAGGCCGCCCACCGCUCGUGCAGCGCAGACGACGAAGCCUUCCACACGAUCCAAAUCGAACGAACCAUCCCCUCUUGGCGACCUCACAAUCGAGAAUCCAACAUGACGUCCGCGACAGUCUUCACUUCGGCCUGUGCGCUCAUGCUCGCCGAGCUGAAUACAUCUCCGGAUGUCCUAUUCGGCCGCCUCGUCACGGGCAGAGCUACUCUCCCUCCGGAACUACGCGACACUGUCUUUCCUUGCCUAACUUCCUUACCCGUCCGCAUCCGGUUAGAAGGUGACGACUCUGGAGAACCGUCCAAGAAAAUCCUGACUCAAACACAAGAUCAAUACAUUCAAGGUCUAGCGUACGAGCGUAUUGGCAUCGACCACCUCAUCGCCAACUGCCCGUCUUGGCCAAAGGCGGAAAAAGAAUGGGGUGUCAUGUCGCAGUAUCAGCAUCUCCAUCUCGGCAGCCAUACGGAAUCAACACCCUCACCGGAAGGGGGCCUGGAGGGUGGUGAGUUUAUACCUCAAGGUCUCAAAGCCAUAGGCGAUCAACUUCGACGAACAAAGACAGUUCUUGUCGUUGGUGUUCCAAGGGGAGAAGAACUCAAAGUCCUCAUCAUUGGCAAGUCAAACGUUUGUGGCGAGAAAUUGUUGGAGAAGGCGAUGGAUAGGUUGAUUGUCGCUUUGGAAAGGUUUUCUUAA
Rhinocladiella mackenziei CBS 650.93 is the source of this 22005-nucleotide messenger RNA. RefSeq lists its product as uncharacterized. The transcript has a single exon. The record is from RefSeq and is a predicted model, not a curated record. Bases 1 to 22005 code for a protein of 7334 amino acids. Gene Ontology annotation, biological process: amino acid activation for nonribosomal peptide biosynthetic process; secondary metabolite biosynthetic process. Lineage: Eukaryota; Fungi; Ascomycota; Eurotiomycetes; Chaetothyriales; Herpotrichiellaceae. Gene Ontology annotation, molecular function: catalytic activity; phosphopantetheine binding. Gene Ontology annotation, cellular component: cytoplasm.